AUGACGGACGUCAAUCAUGCCUUCAUAAGGCGGUUAAUGACGGACGUCAAUCAUGCCUUCAUAAGGCGGUCAACUGCGGACGUCAAUCAGGUCUUUACAAGGCGGUCAACUGCGGACGUCAAUCAGGUCUUCACAAGGCGGUCAACUGCGGACGUCAAUCGAGUUGUCAAGAAGUGGUGGUGCACGUAUGUAGCCACUCUUGUCACGCACAAUCCCAAGUUUUAUGAAGCGGUUCCGCACGCCAGUUUGUUGGUGGAGCGUAUGCCCGUCACCGCCAAGCAGUCAGUGCGGGGAUUCAUAGAACAUUAA
Messenger RNA from Babesia bigemina, 309 nucleotides. RefSeq lists its product as hypothetical. NCBI's taxonomy places the organism in Eukaryota, Apicomplexa, Aconoidasida, Piroplasmida, Babesiidae. The record is from RefSeq and is a predicted model, not a curated record. The coding region runs from base 1 to 309 and encodes 102 amino acids. The transcript has a single exon.